Uloborus diversus is the source of this 4441-nucleotide messenger RNA. It is a transcript of the gene Rich, whose product is annotated as guanine nucleotide exchange factor subunit RIC1-like. NCBI's taxonomy places the organism in Eukaryota, Metazoa, Arthropoda, Arachnida, Araneae, Uloboridae. The record is from RefSeq and is a predicted model, not a curated record. The transcript is spliced from 33 exons. Gene Ontology annotation, biological process: intracellular protein transport; retrograde transport, endosome to Golgi. Gene Ontology annotation, cellular component: Ric1-Rgp1 guanyl-nucleotide exchange factor complex; Golgi membrane; cytosol. Gene Ontology annotation, molecular function: protein binding.
AUGUAUUUUCCCAUUGGUUGGCCAAAAUAUUUAGAACUUAGAAAUUCUAAUUCAUCACCGAAAUCUGUGUUUUGCAAUAGAGAUCGAUCUCUGUUUGGGGUUUUAACAGAAGACAGUAUUAGUAUUUGGUACAUCAGGCCUUGUGUAGAAGUCACGUGCUACAAAAGGAGCAAAGAAUCUCUCGAGUCCAUAGGAGUAAACCAAUUAGCUGAAUGGAAACCAGAUUCAUUAAUGAUUGUUGUUUCUACUAGUUAUAAUCAUCUGAUCUUUUACAAUGUUGAUGUGGAUGAUUCUGUAAAAUGCCUUUACGAACAAUUAGAUAGCAAAAUGACUGGAUUGAAAAGAGAAAGUGAUGAAUUAUUUGUGAAAGAAAAGGUGCCACCAAUAUCACUUGAUGUUGUUCACACACUAUAUUUAGAAUCUCCUAUUUGCAGUAUAGUUUGUAUCCGAGACGAAUUAAUAGUUACAACUGUUGACGGCCAUUUUUGGAGAGUACAGUGGGAUGGAAGUUUGAAUGAAGAUUAUACUUUGAAUUUGUGUUCCAUAUCUUUUCGCUUAGACCAGUUACAGUCAAGAGGUUCUACUUUUGAUGGAUUAGGAUACUAUGUUAAAAACAUGGAAUAUUCACCCAUCAUUGGAGGAUUUUCCGUUGUGCUAUCCAAUGGUCGAGCAGCAUUCAUAACUGCCACAACUUUAAAAUUUGAACCUCAUCAAGUAUUUGGUAUCCUUUCUCAAGACGUCCAAAAUGCAACUUGUACAGCUGUUAACCAUAGAUACCGUUUGAUUUCAUAUGGAUUGAAAAAUGCUCAAGGUGUUAUUUUUUGUGUUGAUGAUAUUACUGGUGCUUUGCAACCUACACAUCAGUUGGUUUUAUCAAGUAAAGAUUUUCCUGGUAAGUUUUAAAAUUCUGCCGGUGGAGUUUCGAAUCUCAAGUGGACCCCUGAUGGUGGAGCUUUAGCUAUGACUUGGGAAAAGGGGGGUUUGGCUUUGUGGAGUGUUUUUGGUGCACUUCUAAUGUGUAGUCUCGGUUGGGAUUAUGGAUCAGCCGAUGUCAUGAAAAAUGCAUUAAAAUUUUUAUCUUUGGAAUGGGGACCUGAAGGGUAUCAUCUUUGGACUGUUGCAGAAAAAUCCAGCCUCAAUGAGCAGCAGCAGCUUUCCAAUGUGAAGAAGAAAAAUGUCACUGUUUCAUUAUUCCAAUUUGCAAAAAGUGCUCUGACUGUAAAUCCUGGAAUGACUGGUCGAGAGCAUGUUUUCCUGCAAGCAGAAGACAGGCUUUAUGUUAGUGCAGGCGCUGACAUUAUUCAUAACAAACCAGCAACUUUUGAUCGAAAGCAGGAGCAAGAAAUUCCCCCAGCAACACUGGGUCUCUCAAGGGAGCAAAUGUUAGCCGGAAACAAGCAGUGGAUAAUCAUUCCUAUUCCUUAUGCUUACCUUGGGAAUAACUGGCCCAUUAGGUAUACUGCUAUUGAUUGUCAAGGACAGUGUAUGGCAGUUGCCGGCAGAAAUGGCUUGGCUCAUUAUUCCUUGACGUUGAGACGAUGGAAGCUGUUCGGAAAUGAAACACAGGAAAAAGAUUUUGUUGUGAUGGGUGGCUUGUUAUGGUGGGAAGAUCAAAUAAUUUUAGGUUGCUAUAAUCUUCGAGAUUUGAGAGAUGAGAUUCGUGUGUACCCUGAAGAAGCCAAACUCGAUAAUCAGUUUGCUCGCAUCGUUAAAAUGGAUUCACAAGUACUCCAGCUAUCUGCUCUUGGGGACAGGCUUCUUAGUUUUUGUGCCGAUUCGCAUCUAACUUUAUUUCUCUUGCAAAGAAAAACAUCUCCUACAAGUAGUGUUCUCCAUGCCACCCGACUUGCAGAAUUAGAUGUUUCCAACUUAGUGUUUCAUCCUGCAUGUGUGGUCUCUGCAUUGCUCACAUCUUUAUGUACAGAAACAGUUCGAUGGCCACGGAAGGGAGAUGAAAGCAUACUUCUUAACAUUUGCGGUCGAUUACUUCUACUGCAGCAAGAUCCUAUUUCAAGGACAAGUGAUAAAAAACCUACUUACGGAUUACCUACAGUUCUUGCUUCAUGCGUUGAGAAUGUGUGGGUGUGUUCUCAUAGCUCAAAAGAUACUCCACACUUAACUGAAGCUUUGUGGAUUGCCUGUGGUGCUCAUGGUAUGCGAGUGUGGUUACCUUUAUUUCCUCGUGAUGGAGAGAAACAGCGUGCACAUAAUUUCAUGUCAAAAAGAAUCAUGCUUCCAGUUCCUGUAUAUAUAUAUCCAUUAGCUGUAUUAUAUGAAGAUGCUGUUAUUCUUGGUGCAGAGAAUGAAGCCGUCCUGUUAUCUGCAGAUAGUUAUCGAAAUCAUCCUUUUUGCAUUGUUUCCCGUACGAGUCAAGUCUAUCUUCAUCACAUCCUGAGGCAGCUUUUAAAAAGAAAUUUAGGUUAUCAUGCGUGGGAAAUUGCCCGAAGUUGCUCAACUUUACCUUAUUUUUCACAUUCACUUGAAUUGCUUCUACAUGAAAUUCUGGAAGAAGAAGCUACUUCCUCUGAUCCCAUUCCAGAUGCUCUGCUUCCUCGAAUAAUUGAUUUUAUAGAAGAAUUUCCAGUUUUUCUGCAAACAGUUGUUCAGUGCGCUAGAAAAACAGAAUUAGCAUUGUGGCACUACCUUUUUUCUGCUGUGGGAAAUCCAAAAAAUCUUUUUCAAGCAUGUUUAAAUCAAGGUUUACUGGAGACAGCUGCAUCUUAUUUAAUCAUACUUCAAAAUCUUGAAUUAUCAUCCGUGAGCCAACAAUAUGCGACUCUUCUUUUAGACUCCUCCUUAGAAGCAGGCAAAUGGGAGUUAGCAAAUGAAUUGGUUAGAUUCCUGAAAGCAAUAGACCCUAGUGAUAACGAAUCUCUUCCUCGCUCUUUCAAUCCGCCGAACAAGUAUGGUCUUCCUCACUCCACCCCUCCCGUCAGUCCGACCGAGGACGAUCUGUCCUUUGUGCUCGGAACUGUCUCCUUGACCCGAAAUCGUUCCCAUAGCACAACUGCGUCUCAGAAGUUGCCUGCUUCUAUACAGGACAAGUCGCCUCGUUUUCAGCAUCAAGAGAUCGCCAGGACUAUCAGUGAGCCUAACAACAUUCCCCGAAAGAGGAGAAUAUCUGAUCAUAAAGAGAAAGGAACAGCUGAGGAAUUUUUCAUUGAUACUUUGCUGACUCGGCAUGCGAGAAAAUUGCUUGCAGCUGGAAAACUAAAAGAUUUGGGAUAUUUCGCAGCUCACCUUGACUUUCAUUUGAUUACAUUUUUGACUAAAGAGAGAAAUAGGGCCGCUCAUGUAGAUGAUUUCAUACGAGCCCUGUUUUCGUUGCAUCAAGAUUUCCAGUGGCCAUUCCCUGUAUCAUCUAUUAUUUUUGGUUCAUUCAUUCAAAGCAAAAGUGGAGAACUUGUUGACACUUAUAUAGAGCCCAAAAAUAUGCUUAAUGAGUGUCAUUUCAAGCAGCUGAGUACAAGCACCAAACCAUAUGAAGUCAAUGCUAAUGAUAUGCCGGAUAAUGGCUACGCUAGCCAACAAUCUGAAAAAGUAGAACCAAAGAAUGUGUCAAACAUGCAUUCCAGUUCAAGCUUAGAAAACGUUCCAGAGCAUACAGUCGAAGCUCACUUAGCACCUAAACAAAGUGAAGGCAGCCUUUUGACUCUUGAUGUAUCAGAAAGUAGUUCAUUAUGGACAGAAGAAAGCUUAACACCUCUUGAUGAAGAAAAUUUAUCAAAUUUACCCGUUUCUACGGAGUUGGAAGCCAUGUCUGAAGAGCUUGCUUCGAAGGGACCACUACAAACAGAAGUUCAAUUAAGGUACCUAUUGCAGCUAUUUCUUGAAGCUGGAUGCUUAGAUUGGUCUCUGCUGAUUGCUAUUGUCCUUCGUGAUGCAAUGGCAGUAAUACGAGUUGUAAAUCUUGCCAAACAGCCUGAUCAAUCUUCUGAAAAUCUGAAGCACCUAAAGGAAGGAAUGGCAUCUAUAGAACAAUGGGCUGAAAAAGAAUGCCCGGGGUACAAAGCUUUUAUGUUAGUGAUUCACAACCAAGCCAAAGCCCUCAGCAAAAUCUGUUCUCCAUCGUCAUCUUUGCUCAAAUUCGACCUUCAGUCGUCUCCCGAGGACAUUUGUGACGAUGUUUACGAUAAAGAUCAAAGCAGUCACAGACUGUCCACUAGCAGUGACGUGCCUGGCAUAGAGGGCACCCUUGUGUUGGAGGACAUAAAUGCCGUCAAAGACGAUUCCCCGUCGAGCGAUUCGGAAGAAAGUGCAAACUCUCAAAAAGUAGAAAACCAGACUUCUGAAUGCUUAAUAAGUUAAAAAUGUAUUUAGUGUAGAGAAAAUUUUAUUUAUAUAUAUGUAUAUACUGCAGAUAAAAUGAAGAAUUUUAAAACAUAUUUUUAUAUUAACACAUAUAUUGCUCAGUCCAUAGAGCUAGAUAGAUUGUGGAAUG